Prosopis cineraria is the source of this 810-nucleotide messenger RNA. Its product is annotated as LRR receptor-like serine/threonine-protein kinase RGI5. The coding region runs from base 1 to 810 and encodes 269 amino acids. Gene Ontology annotation, molecular function: protein binding. The record is from RefSeq and is a predicted model, not a curated record. Lineage: Eukaryota; Viridiplantae; Streptophyta; Magnoliopsida; Fabales; Fabaceae. The transcript is spliced from 3 exons.
AUGAGUCUCAUGGGCACCUUACCCUCACAAGUGGGGAAUUUGUCCUCCCUUGUAGAACUUGACCUUCAUAGUAACCACUUUCAUGGUGAGCUACCAAAGGAGUUGCUGCAGUUACACAAGUCAAAAAUCCUCAACUUGAGCUAUAAUGAAUUUGAUGGGAAAAUUCCAGAUUGGAUUGGAGGUUUAUUUUCUCUUCAGCACUUGAUUUUUUUUAAUAGUAGUUUUGAAGUUGUUAUUCCUCCAAGUGUGUCGAAUAUGUCAAAGUUAGAGACCUUGGGUUGGAAUAAUAAUUUCAUCCAUGGAUCUAUUCCACUUGAGAUUGGAAGGCUUCAGCAUUUAAAGAUUUUAUGUAUAGCAAGGAACAAUCUUUCAGGAAACAUACCUCCAACUAUUUCUGACUUAUCCUCACUUGAAUUGAUGUCUUUGUCAUUCAACUCCUUAAAAGGAGAUAUUCCCAGAACAAUUGGUACACUCACAAACCUAAAAAUUCUAAUCCUAGGUGCUAACAAAUUGUCUGUCCAAAUACCAAGAAGUAUUGGAAACUUGACUGUGCUUCAGGAAUUAUAUCUUUCUGAAAAUAACUUAGAAGUGGUUGACUGUAGUUCUCGUAAUGGGAGGGAACAUUUUAGCGAUUUGGUCAUCAAUCAGAGAUUGAAGGUAUCUCGUCUUUUGCCUCUGCUUUUCUUGCAUUUGGUUGUCGAUGGAACCAAGGUCGUCUUUGCCAAUUUUUGUUUUGUGGAGGAGGUGAUGACAAUAGGAAGAAGUCAUUAUGAUGCCAUAAGUUUUCGUGGAGUGAGCUCCUUGCUAUGA